GGGCGAGGCGCUUCUACAGUGGCAGUCAUGAAUUGAGAAGCAAAGUGUCACUCGCGGAUAUGUCAGGAAACUCACGACGAGAACAAGCCGCCGGGCGACACGAGCGGACCGAUAGUUCUUGGACGGAUCGCAGCAUCACCAGUCGACUCGGCACGGGAUACAGUAAUAUGGAAUCAAUCAGCCCGACCAGCAGCCACUUCAUGCCUGCAGUUUUCCGAGCCCGCACACGAAAAUUGGUCAAAGACGGCCGGGUCAACAAAUUCGCCAGCAAGAAACGAAUGAGCAGCACCCGAGGUCGUGACCGGGACUCCAACGCCGGCCGCGACUCCAUGGCCAUCACUGCCCUCUCCGACCAACCCCGCAACCCCGACGACUCCGCCGAGUAUCUCCCCUCCGGCCAACCCAAAUACGGCCGCCUGAAGGACUCUUCUCCCACACCCGGCCAAAAGCGCCGCCUCCCUCGAAAAUACUCCAAACAACGCCUCUGGAACCAAAUGGAAUUCCCUCGACCCAUGACCUCCGACCGCCUCUCCUCCCUCGGCGUCGAGCCCCGUCUCGGCCCGCCCACGCGCUCGUCGCAACAAGGAUUACCGCGAUGGUAUGCUCCGAGUUUCGUCGAGUCGCUGGAUACACUGAUCAAGUCGCGGUGU
Molecule: messenger RNA, 650 nt
Organism: Zymoseptoria tritici IPO323
Lineage: Eukaryota; Fungi; Ascomycota; Dothideomycetes; Mycosphaerellales; Mycosphaerellaceae
Exons: 1
Source: RefSeq, a predicted model, not a curated record